Messenger RNA from Ctenocephalides felis (cat flea), 928 nucleotides. Its product is annotated as FAS-associated factor 2-like. The record is from RefSeq and is a predicted model, not a curated record. Gene Ontology annotation, molecular function: ubiquitin binding. Gene Ontology annotation, cellular component: endoplasmic reticulum. The transcript is spliced from 4 exons. Lineage: Eukaryota; Metazoa; Arthropoda; Insecta; Siphonaptera; Pulicidae. The annotation marks the transcript as partial.
AUUGUUGACAGGAACACUUUGAGUCAUGAACAGGUUUCACAGUACAUAUCAUUACACACUCUAUUAUGGGGCUGUAAUAUUCAAUCUCCUGAAGGAUGGCGUGUUGCCCACAGUUUAGCCGUUCGUAGAUAUCCCGUUUGCGCCGUUGUGGCUUUGAGAGAUCAUAGAAUGACUGUUGUAGGAAGAAUAGAAGGUGCUACAGAUAAAGAUUUGUUUUUGCAACGACUUGAAUCUCUCCUUUCCGACAAUGAAAUUUACUUAACACAGGCUAGAGCAGAUAGGUAUGAACGUAGUUUAACGCAAUCUCUGAGAGCUCAACAAGAUGAGGCAUAUGAGCAAUCACUACGAGCUGAUCAAGAGAAGGAACGACUUAAGGAACAAGAAAGAUUGAAACAAAAGUCAAAAGAAAAUGAAGAGAAGCAACGGCAGCAAGAAGAAGAACAACGGAAACAAAAAAUAGCUGAAGAAAAAAUUGAAUGUAUGGCAAAAAUACCAGAAGAACCACCGAUUGAUGCACCAGAAGUCCUAUUUAUUGUUAUAAAGCUACCUUGUGGUAAACGUCUUGAACGUAGAUUCCUGUCUAGUCAUUCCAUUGAAGAUAUAUUCUAUUAUGUCUUUUGUCAUCCGGAUGCUCCAGAUGAGUUUGAGAUUAUAACAAACUUUCCAAAGCGAGUUUUGCAGGUGAACCGUGGUGGUGUAUCAAUGACUCUUGCGCAAGCUGGACUUAAAACAAGAGAAGUUCUUUUUAUAAAUGAUUUGGAUGCAUAGGUUGAAUAUUUGUAUUUAAUAUAGAAUAUGAAAUUUUUAAUUUAUUUGUUUGAGCAAUAAUCAGUUUGCUGAUGAGUGUUGCUUUUGGACAGUUUUAUGUAUAUCAGUAUCUUAUUUACAAAAUAUAUUAAAGUAUAUUAACACAGUAUGCAGAUUAUUU